Messenger RNA from Chinchilla lanigera (long-tailed chinchilla), 7115 nucleotides. RefSeq names its product fms-related tyrosine kinase 1 (gene Flt1). Gene Ontology annotation, biological process: vascular endothelial growth factor receptor signaling pathway; positive regulation of angiogenesis; positive regulation of kinase activity. Gene Ontology annotation, cellular component: plasma membrane; signaling receptor complex. Bases 266 to 4300 code for a protein of 1344 amino acids. The transcript is spliced from 30 exons. The record is from RefSeq and is a predicted model, not a curated record. Gene Ontology annotation, molecular function: ATP binding; vascular endothelial growth factor receptor activity. Lineage: Eukaryota; Metazoa; Chordata; Mammalia; Rodentia; Chinchillidae.
ACGUCACUGGAAGGAGGUGCCGGAGUAGGAAGUGGACCGGGGGAAGGCUAUAAAUUGCCCCCGCCCUCGGCUCCGCUCCAUCGGGGUCCGCGGGAGGCUCGGAGAGGGCCAGGCGGACACUGCUGCGACUCCUCCCCGGCGGCGGCGGCGGCGGCGGCGGCUCGGAGCGGGCUCCGGGCGGCGAGCAUUACCCCGGCAAGCGCUGCCUCCUAUCUGGAGCCUCGGAGAGAGGGGCUCUCGGGGUGCAGGGCAGGAGCGCAAGAGGAUGGCGGGGACCGGGCGAGCAGGCCGCGUCGCGCUCACCAUGGUCAGCUGCUGGGACACCGGCGUCCUGCUGUGCGCGCUGCUGGGCAGCCUGCUUCUCCCAGGACCUAGUUCAGGUUCUAAAUUAGAAGCUCCUGAACUGAAUUUAAAAGGCACCCAGUACGUCUUGCAAGCAGGCCAGACACUACAUCUCACAUGCAGGGGUGAAGUGCCCCAUUCGUGGUCUUUUCCGAAAACUGUGAGUGAGAAACACACACAGCUGAGCAUAACUAAUUCUACCUGUGGAACGGCCGGCGAACAAUUCUGCAGUACUUUGACCUUGACUUCAGCUCAGGCAAGCCAGAGCGGCUUCUACGGCUGCAAAUAUGUGCCUAACUCUACUUCAGACGAGAAGGAAAGAGAAACUACGAUCUAUAUAUUUAUUAGUGAUAGAGAGAGACCUUUCGUAGAGAUGCACAGUGAUGUACCGGAAGUAAUACGUAUGGAGGAAGGGGAGGAGCUCAUCAUUCCUUGCCGGGUCUCAGCCCCUGACAUCAGUGUUACUCUUACAAAGUUUCUAGAUACAACGCUGGUCCCUGAUGGAAAAAGAAUAAUUUGGGACAGUAGGAAGGGUUUCAUAAUAUCAAAUGCAACAUACAGAGAAAUAGGGCUUCUGACCUGUGAAACAACAAUCAACAAUCAUCAUUAUUCUACAAGCUAUCUCACAUUUCGGCAAAGCCAUACAAUCAUACAUGUUGAAAUAACCCCAGCAAACCAAGUGAAACUACUCAGCGGUCAGACUCUUACUCUCAACUGUAAGGCUACGACUGCCUUGAACGUGAGAGUUGAGAUGACCUGGAAUUACCCUGGUAAAGCAACUGGAAGAGCUUCUAUAAGGCAACGCAUUGACAAAAGCGAUCCCGAUGUCAACGUGUUCUACAGUAUUCUUACUAUUGACAAAGUUGAGGAAAAUGACAGGGGACUUUAUACUUGUGAGGUGAAGAGUGGACCGUCAUUCAAAUCUGCCAACACCUCCGUGAGUGUGUAUGACAAGGCAUUCAUCACUGUGAAACAUCGGAAAAGGCACGUGUACGAGACCACAGCCGGCAAACCGUCCUACCAGCUGUCCAUGAGAGUGAAGGCCUUCCCUCGGCCAGAAGUUACAUGGCUGAAAGAUGGGCUACCUACAGCAAAGAAAUCCAGUCGCUAUUCGGCUCGUGGCUAUUCAUUAAUUAUCAAAGACGUAACUGCAGAAGAUGCAGGGAAUUACACGAUCCUGCUGAGAAUAAAGCAGUCAAAUGUGGUUAAGAACCUCACCACCACUCUCACUGUAAAUGUGAAACCCGAGAUUUACGAAAAAGCUGUGUCACCGUUUCCAGAACCUACUGUCUACCCACUGGGCAGCAGGCAGAUCCUGACCUGCACCGUCUAUGGAAUCCCCCAACCCACAGUGCAGUGGUCCUGGCGUCCUUGCACCUACUCCAGAGCAAGGUCUGACUUUUGUUCCAGUAAUAAAGAGUCCUUUAUCCUGGAUCCUAAUAGCAACGUAGGCAACAAAAUUGAGAGCAUCACUCAGCGCAUGGCAACAGCAGAAGGAAAGAAUAAGGUGGCAAGCACCUUGGUUGUGGCUGAUGCUAGAAUUUCUGGAAUCUACAGCUGCGUGGCUUCCAAUAAAAUAGGAACCGUGAGAAGAAACAUAACUUUUUAUGUUACAGAUGUUCCAAAUGGAUUUCAUGUUAACUUGGAGAAAAUGCCUGCAGAAGGAGAGGACCUGAAACUGUCUUGCACAGCUAACAAAUUCUUAUACAAAGACCUUACUUGGGUUUUGCUGAGGACAGUUAAUAACAGAACAAUGCGUCACAGUAUCAGCAAGCAAAAAAAGGCCGUCACCGGCGAGCACUCCACCACUCUGAAGCUCAUCAUCAAGAACGUAUCUCUGGAAGAUUCGGGCACCUAUGCCUGCAGAGCCAGGAACGUAUACACCGGGGAAGAAAUCCUUCAGAAGACAGAAGUUACAAUCAGAGGUCAGGAAGCGCCACACCUCCUGCAGAACCUCAGCGACCACACGGUGGCCGUCAGCAGCUCCACCACUCUAGACUGUCACGCUGGUGGUGUCCCGGAACCUCAGAUCACUUGGUUUAAAAACCACCACAAAAUACAGCAAGAACCUGGAAUUAUUUUGGGACCAGGAAACAGCACGCUGUUUAUUGAAAGAGUCACAGAAGAGGAUGAAGGUGUCUAUCAGUGCAGGGCUACCAACCAGAAGGGGGCCGUGGAAAGUUCAGCGUACCUCACCGUGCAAGGAACCUCAGACAAGUCUAAUCUGGAGCUGAUCACUCUGACGUGCACCUGUGUGGCUGCAACCCUCUUCUGGCUCCUGUUAACCCUCUUUAUCCGAAAACUGAAAAGGUCUUCUUCAGAAAUUAAGACCGACUACCUAUCAAUUAUCAUGGACCCUGAUGAAGUUCCCCUGGACGAGCAGUGCGAGCGGCUCCCCUAUGACGCCAGCAAAUGGGAGUUUGCCCGGGAGAGACUCAAACUGGGCAAGUCACUGGGAAGAGGGGCAUUUGGGAAAGUGGUUCAAGCGUCUGCAUUUGGCAUCAAGAAGUCCCCCACUUGCCGGACUGUGGCUGUGAAAAUGCUGAAAGAGGGAGCCACAGCCAAUGAGUACAAAGCCCUGAUGACUGAGCUCAAGAUCUUGACCCACAUUGGACACCAUCUGAACGUUGUGAAUCUGCUGGGAGCCUGCACCAAGCAAGGAGGGCCUCUGAUGGUGAUUGUCGAAUACUGCAAAUAUGGGAAUCUAUCCAACUACCUGAAGAGCAAACGUGACUUAUUCUUUCUCAACAAGGAUGCGGCAUUACACACGGAGCCUAAGAAAGAAAAUCCCGAGCCGGGCCUGGAACAGGACAAGAAACCCAGGCUAGACAGUGUCACCAGCAGCGAGAGCUUCGCCAGCUCUGGGUUUCAGGAAGAUAAAAGUCUGAGUGAUGUGGAGGAAGAGGAGGAUUCUGAUGAUUUCUACAAGCAGCCCAUCACCAUGGAAGAUCUAAUUUCUUACAGUUUUCAAGUAGCCCGAGGCAUGGAGUUUUUGUCCUCCAGAAAGUGCAUUCACCGAGACCUGGCAGCACGGAACAUCCUUUUAUCCGAGAACAAUGUGGUGAAGAUUUGUGAUUUUGGCCUGGCCCGGGAUAUUUAUAAAAACCCCGAUUAUGUGAGAAAAGGAGAUACCCGCCUCCCGCUGAAGUGGAUGGCCCCGGAAUCCAUCUUUGACAAAAUCUACAGCACCAAGAGCGACGUGUGGUCCUAUGGAGUGUUGCUGUGGGAAAUCUUCUCCCUAGGCGGGUCUCCAUACCCCGGAGUGCAGAUGGACGAGGACUUCUGCAGUCGUCUGAAGGAAGGCAUGAGGAUGAGGGCCCCUGAGUACGCAACCUCUGAAAUCUAUCAGAUCAUGCUGGACUGCUGGCACAAAGACCCAAAGGAAAGACCACGAUUUGCAGAACUUGUGGAAAAACUGGGCGAUUUGCUUCAAGCCAAUGUACAACAGGACGGUAAAGACUACAUCCCGUUGAAUGCUAUACUGACAGGAAAUAGCGGGUUUGCAUACUCAACUCCUGCCUUCUCUGAGGACUUUUUCAAGGAUGGUAUUUCAGCUCCAAAGUUUAAUUCUGGAAGCUCUGAUGAUGUCAGAUAUGUAAAUGCUUUCAAAUUCAUGAGCCUGGAAAGAAUCAAAACUUUUGAAGAACUUUCACCAAAUACCACCUCCAUGUUUGAUGAUUAUCAGUUGGAUGGUAGCACUCUGUUGGCCUCCCCGUUGCUGAAGCGCUUCACCUGGACUGCAAGCAAACCCAAGUCCUCUCUAACGAUUGACUUGUGCGUAACCAGUAAAAGUAAGGAGUCGGGGCUUUCUGAUGCCAUCAGGCCCAGUUUCUGCUUUUCCAGCUGUGGCCACAUCAGAUCUGUGCAUGACAACUUGGAGCUGGGAAAGGAGGACUCGUGCUGCUCUCCGCCCCCCGACUAUAACUCAGUGGUCUUAUACUCCACCCCACCUGCCUAAGGCCCAGCACAAGCCCUGUUCUCAGAAGUACAUGUGUAUUUACACCCCAAGAAAACUAGCUUUUGACAGUAUUAUGCAUAUAUGAGUUUACACCUUUAUCUUUGCAGGGAGCAGAAGCAGCUGCUUUUUGUGACUUAAUUUUAAUACUGCUUUUUUUUUUUUGACUAACAAGAAUGUAACCCCGGAUAAAUAGAGAAAUAGUGACAAGUGAAGAACACUACUGCUCAAUUUCCAUAUUACUCACUGUAGUAGAGACACCAUUGUAAGCCCAGUGACACCUGCUCCAGCCCUCUAGGCCCGAGCACACAGGUCAGGGAAACGCAGACCAGCUGGUCAUGCCCAGCAGCCCUGCAACUCGGGCAACGAAGGUCCCUUCAGCUUGAGGGAUCAUGUGCCUGCCUAAGCAGUGUUUCUGCAGUCCUCCAGCCAGCAUAAGACAUCCAAGGACGAGAGCAAGAAAAGAGAAAAAACCAGAGUCGGCCUGAGAAAGACCGAGAUGCUUCAUGUGGGUCGGGCUGGGGGAGGGCUCUCUGCAGUAGUUUCCCAGCACUGACUACCGGGCUUUCAAGCUCCCAACUGGGAGCAGACAGGGGAGAGGGGAGAGGACAUCUCCUGGAAUCCAGGAGGUAAGGAAAGGACAAACAUAAGCACAUCCUCUAAGUUUCCCUGUGGGCCGCGUUCUGUACUGUUCCUGCACAUGGCAUGCUUUGACUGGCAGCACUGAGGUGGCGCUCCCCUCUCAGCCCACAGGGGUGGCUCCUCCAGCGAGACACAGUGAGAACUUGGCCCAGGCUGGGCUGCCUACGGGGCACGAAGGCCUGACACUCAGCCUGUUGCUGCUAAGAAGCUAAGGAUUGUUGGUUGGUUUGGGCUGUCUUCUAUUGGGCUCAAAGUCACAUUUUUUAAAAUGUCAGAUUCUAUAUUAAGUAUUAAUGUAUAGACAAGACACUUAACUUUUUGUAUUAUCCGUUUUGUACAGUUAGCUAUAAAAGGAAGCCAAGGAGAGUGAAAAUGCAGUCUUGUAGAGGGCUUUUUCCUGUACCAAAAUGAGGAUUGAUGGAACAAAACCCAAUAAGGCAGAGUGCAAAUUCCAUCUGCACAGCCAAACCAGCUUACCCCAAUAAUUGGGACCUAAAGCAGAGGAAGUCAGUCAUAUUUCCUUUUUAUUUAAUGGGGAUUCUGAUGUCUCAUGCUGAUCUGGAGGGAUAUGGAAGAGCAUUAAUCAGUAUCUAUUAAGCACUUUAUGCUCCUUGAUUUUUUUUUUUUUAAAAAAGGUGAUAUGUAACAUGAAAUGUAUUUCUACAAUUGGGGACUCAAGAUACUAGUUAGGAGCCAUCAGAACAGAACAAGAGCCUAUUGUCAUCUGCUUUGCAUCUUGCCUUGGGUCUGAGGAUGAUCAGACUAGGGAGACAGGGUAGAAACAGGGAGACAGGGUAGAAAAGGGUGCCUACACUUCAGCCUCUGUUGGAUGCUAUCUCUCCAAGCUCUGGUCUGUGUAUUUAGGACAUACGGACCUGCUGAAGCUAAUCCAAAGCAACUGGGCAACAGUGAAUCGCUGCUCCUGGGGGAGAAGAGAUCCUCCCUCUUAUGCAUGUCACUUGAUUCUAGAAUAUGAACUCUACUUGCUAGAAGAAUGUAUGCUUCCUUUUCUAUCUGCCACAUUUCUGUUUAAGGUUCUUUGCACGAAGAGAUGGGAGAGUCAGCACAUUGCCCAGUGAGACGGUGGGCCUUACCUGGUGGCUCUCGGGGACUCACCAGCCAGGACAGAGGAGUGAGGCAGGCCUCUCCACCAAGCACUAAACCCAAACAAACUUGCAGAGGGCCAGAAGAGCAAAAGCAAAACUUUGUUCUUUUCCUUUCCAUACGUGAAAGUUCUUGUGACAACUGGCAAUAUUAUAGGGCACAUAACUAGACCUAAGUUAAACAGGAAAUAAAAGAAGGCCCCAAUUAAUUGUCUACUUUUUUUCAAAUCAGGCAGGCUCCAGCAAUCAGUGAUAAAAGGAAAAUCUCAGCUACCCAUAUAAUAACUACAUUGUAAUAAUCUAAUUCUUAUAAAAGACCUUAGUAAAUGCCCUCUUCCAAAGGAGAAAAUAAUCUAUUCAGAUUGUGUUACUCAGCUUAAGACUCAGGCUUACAAACUACUUAAAUCCAUUUGCAAAAAUAAAAAAAUAUAGUUCCAUUGGAGUCUUAACAUAGAAAAAUGGAAGCUUAUAGUAAUGAAUAUAUUUAAUUGCAGAGGCAAUAAAAUAGCACUGAAAAUUGAAACUAGUGAACUGAUGGUAAUCUUAGAACCACUUGCCACUUAUAAGAAAAAUGGUUGGCACUAGCCGAGAGCAGGCACUUCCUUCUGGGGUUUGUGAGAUCAUCUAUAUGUAACUGUGGAUGGACUGGGACUGAAGCAUUACUACAAAUCUUUAUGUACUUAGCCCAAGAAAUGGUGCUCAGACAUUCGUUUUAGCCAAGGGGACAAACGUAUCCAAAUCCUGAAAGAUACUGCUCAUAUCUGGGAGCUAAUGCCCUUUCCUAGCCCAUUAAGAAUGUCAAACAUGAAACAGAUUCUUGCUGGCCCCAUUUAAAUUGAUUAAAGGAGUGCAUCUUUGACUGACAGUGUUAGGAACUAUGUGUAUAUGUGUAUGUGUUUGUGUGUGUUUUGUGCAUAACUAUUUAAGGAAACUGGAAUUUUAAAGUUACUUUUAUAUAAAUUGAGAAUAUAUGCUACAGAUAUAAGUAAGACAUGAUUUGGUCAUAUACUCCUAGUCAGAUUGAAUGUAUUUUAUAUACUAUCUCCAUAUAUUAAAAUUAACUUCCAAAAACA